Messenger RNA from Penicillium cataractarum, 2001 nucleotides. Its product is annotated as GTPase GUF1. The coding region runs from base 1 to 2001 and encodes 666 amino acids. NCBI's taxonomy places the organism in Eukaryota, Fungi, Ascomycota, Eurotiomycetes, Eurotiales, Aspergillaceae. Gene Ontology annotation, molecular function: GTPase activity; mitochondrial ribosome binding; GTP binding. Gene Ontology annotation, biological process: positive regulation of translation. The record is from RefSeq and is a predicted model, not a curated record. The transcript is spliced from 2 exons. Gene Ontology annotation, cellular component: mitochondrion.
AUGCGAGGAUGUCUGCAGGUAGCCCGAUGGCUGAGCGCAGCACCGAAAGGUCGGAUCGCGAGCCUCGCCUCGGCUGGCUUCUCGUCCCGAUAUAAUUCCCUUCGACCCUUUACGAAUUCAGCCGUUUGGAGUGCUAGAGCGAAGGCGUCUCCAAGCUCCCCGGACACGGAUCUCGAGAAGCGGAUUGCGGCCAUUCCUAUCGACCGGUAUCGCAACUUUUGUAUUGUCGCCCACGUCGAUCAUGGCAAGAGCACCCUUUCCGACCGGUUGCUGGAGCUCACCGGUACGAUUCAGCCCGGUAUGAACAAACAGGUACUCGACAAAUUGGAUGUCGAGCGAGAACGAGGAAUUACAGUCAAGGCACAGACGUGUACAAUGAUCUACAAUCACAAAGGCGAGGAUUAUCUGCUCCAUUUGGUGGAUACCCCGGGCCAUGUGGAUUUCCGUGCGGAGGUAUCGCGCAGUUAUGCUAGCUGCGGAGGAGCUCUGCUUCUGGUCGAUGCCAGUCAGGGUGUGCAGGCACAGACUGUCGCGAACUUCUACCUGGCCUUUGCGCAAGGCCUUGAGUUGAUUCCCGUCAUCAACAAGGUGGACCUGCCUUCGGCCGAUCCGGAGCGGGCUCUGGAGCAGAUGAAGAGCUCGUUUGAGUUGGAUACCGAGAACGCAGUCAAGGUUUCAGCAAAGACCGGAUUGAAUGUUGCCGAAGUCCUACCAAGAGUUGUUGAGAAGAUCCCAGCGCCCGUUGGAGAUCCCUCCAAGCCUCUCCGCAUGCUUCUCGUAGACUCAUGGUACGACUCAUACAAGGGCGUCAUUCUCCUAGUGCGCGUAUUUGACGGCGAGGUCCGACCAGGCCAGCAAUUGGUCUCGUUCGUCACCGGUCUCAAGUACUACGUGGGCGAGGUUGGCAUCAUGUACCCCACCGAGACCCCUCAGACCGUUCUCCGAGCGGGCCAGGUCGGGUACAUCUACUUCAACCCCGGCAUGAAGCGCAGUCAAGAGGCCAAAAUUGGCGACACUUUCACCAGAGUCGGGUCUGAGAAGCUUGUGGAGCCACUCCCUGGAUUCGAAGAGCCCAAGUCUAUGGUCUUCGUCGCCGUGUAUCCCAUGAACGCGGAUCACUUUGAGCACUUGGAAGACAGCAUCAACCAGCUCAUUCUGAAUGACCGAAGUAUCACGGUUCAAAAAGAGUCCUCCGAGGCGCUAGGAGCUGGCUUCCGAAUGGGCUUUUUGGGUACUCUGCACUGCUCUGUAUUUGAGGACCGGCUGCGGCAGGAACACGGUGCCAGUAUCAUCAUUACUCCUCCCUCGGUCCCUGUCAAAGUUGUGUGGAAAGACGGCACCGAAGAAAUCAUCACCAACCCCGCAAAGUUCCCCGAUGAUGACAGCGUUCGUCUGAAGGUUGCUGAGGUGCAGGAACCGUACGUGUUAGCGACCAUCACAUUCCCAGAUGAGUACCUCGGCAAGGUUAUCGAGCUUUGCGAGGCCAACCGAGGUGAACAGCAGAGUAUCGAAUACUUCACCUCCAGCCAGGUCAUUCUCAAGUAUCAACUGCCACUGGCUCACUUGGUCGAUGAUUUCUUUGGCAAAUUGAAAGGCAACACCAAAGGCUACGCCAGUCUAGACUACGAAGAGUCUGCCUGGCGAGCCGGUAACAUCGUCAAGCUCCAGCUUCUCGUGAACAAGGUCCCAGUCGACGCCGUUUCACGCAUCAUGCACAUGAGUCAGGUAAACUGGCAAGGAAGACAGUGGGUCACCAAGUUCAAGGAGCAUGUCGACAGACAGCUUUUCGAGAUUAUCAUCCAGGCGGCCGUUGGCAAGAAGAUUGUGGCUCGUGAGACUAUUAAGCCGUACCGCAAGGAUGUGCUGGCAAAGCUUCAUGCUAGUGAUGUCAGUCGUCGGCGCAAGUUGUUGGAGAAGCAGAAGGAAGGCCGGAAGAGGCUUCGCGCUGUUGGAAAUGUUGUGAUUGAGCAUAAGGCGUUCCAGGCCUUCUUGGCGAAAUGA